Messenger RNA from Carlito syrichta (Philippine tarsier), 805 nucleotides. It is a transcript of the gene NEUROG3, whose product is annotated as neurogenin 3. NCBI's taxonomy places the organism in Eukaryota, Metazoa, Chordata, Mammalia, Primates, Tarsiidae. The transcript has a single exon. The coding region runs from base 4 to 651 and encodes 215 amino acids. The record is from RefSeq and is a predicted model, not a curated record. Gene Ontology annotation, molecular function: protein dimerization activity.
AGGAUGGCGCCUCAUCCCUCGCGUGCGCCCGCGGUCCAAGUGAGCCGUGAGACGCAGCUGCCCUUCUCCAGAGCCUCGGACGACGAAGUGACCUGCGCCACGUCGGCCCCGCCCAGCCCCACUCGCCCGCCGGGGAACCGCGCGGAGGCGGAAGGGAGAGGCUGCCGUGGGGCUCCGAACAAGCUCCGGGCGCGGCGCGGGGGGCGCAGCCGGCCCAAGAGCGAGUUGGCGCUGAGCAAGCAGCGGCGGAGCCGGCGCAAGAAGGCCAACGACCGCGAGCGCAAUCGAAUGCACAACCUCAACUCCGCGCUGGACGCGCUGCGGGGCGUCCUGCCCACCUUCCCCGACGACGCGAAGCUCACCAAGAUCGAGACUCUGCGCUUCGCCCACAACUACAUCUGGGCGCUGACUCAGACGCUGCGCAUAGCGGACCACAGCUUCUGUGAACUGGAGACGCCGGCGCCGCCUUGCGGGGAGCUGGGUAGCCCAGACGGCGGCUCCUCCGGGGACUGGGGCUCCCUCUACUCCCCAGUCUCCCAGGCUGGCAGUCUGAGCCCCGCCGCCUCGCUGGAGGAGCGCCCCGGGCUGCAGGCGGCCACCUCCCCCGCCUGCCUGCGCCCAGGCGCUCUGGCCUUCUCAGACUUUCUGUGAAGGGACCAGCCGUAGCUGGCCCGAAGGUGCUGGGAGGGAGGGAGGGAGCACGAGCCGUCGAGGGCGGGCGGCGGGCGGCAGCGGCUCUCGAGCGCACUUGUUCCUUCUGCCUCACACUGGCUGACCCAUGGCGGGCCGCAGGGUGGCGGGCUGG